Molecule: messenger RNA, 1227 nt
Organism: Perkinsus marinus ATCC 50983
Lineage: Eukaryota; Perkinsozoa; Perkinsida; Perkinsidae
Exons: 12
Coding region: 1-1227 (408 amino acids)
Biological process (GO): snRNA modification
Molecular function (GO): snRNA binding; O-methyltransferase activity; RNA methyltransferase activity
Source: RefSeq, a predicted model, not a curated record
AUGGAGUUUCACCACCCUAGUGAUAUGAAAAACACUAAUUUUCCACCUAUAGCAACCACUGACACCUCCGUAGAUUUCCAAGCCUCAACACUAGCGUGUAAACGGCCUCGGGAGGAGAAUCAAGAUGUUUCGGCCGAUCUCAAAAGACAGCGCUUAGGCUACCCCACAGCACGGGAAGAGGCAAACGAUAACAUCUUUACUGACAUUCCGUUACAAGGAACUCCCUCAGUGGCUGCUGAGUUCAUGCCUGAAAAACAGCCACUUCUACCUCCUCCUGUAUUCCGGAGUAAAAGAUCGAUUUUCGAAUACGGAAAUUACGACAAGUAUUAUAACUACCGUCACGAAACUCAGGCGUUCGUUGAUGCCCGAUUGAGCGCAAUAAUGCAAUACCUAGGCGGAGAUCAGCUCGAUUUCUUUCAUGAUAAAACUGUGCUCGAUAUAGGAUGCAAUAUCGGCUUCAUUAGUUUCUAUGUGGCGUAUAUUCUUGGCGCGAAAAGAGUUGUUGGUAUUGAUAUCGAUCACACAUUGAUCGAUCAAGCUUUGAGACAGUUACGGAAAUAUAAACAUGACGGCUUUCCGAUCAACGAAGAGGAGAUUGAGCGGAUCAGCGACAGAUUUCCGUUUAAUAUCGAAUUUCGAACAGAAGAUUUUUCGAAGGACACGGUUGACAUUGAUGUGAAGGACGGAUCUGUCAUCACUGUUGCAACUCCUUGCAGUUAUGAAGAGGAAAAGUACGACGUUAUAUUCUUGUUGUCUGUUAUAAAGUGGAUUCAUUAUCAUCAUGGUGAUGAUGGUGUGAAGCAUGCUUUCUCUAAGAUCUACCGUUUGCUCAAGCCGGGAGGGUUAUUCAUUUUCGAGCCGCAAGAUUGGAAGUCUUAUAGGAAAAAACGCAAUCUUACGAGGGAGAUCAGAGCAAAUUACAAUUCGAUCGAAUUCCGGCCGACUCAGUUCGUAGACUAUUUGGAAAAAGAAGUUGGUUUUGUCUUGGAAUGCACAUUGAAGCCAAGCGCAGCCACCGUUACGUGUGAUAUAAGAGGAUUCGAUCGUCCUGUGCAUAUUCUGCGGAAACCCGUGGGAAAAGAAGAGAAAAAAUCGUCAAAAUAUGAAAAAAGGAUAGUCAACUGCAUGUUGCGUUUGAAUGUGAACUCACUCAUUAAUAUUCGCUUAUGCGAAGACGAAAAAACUUCAUUUUUUAUGCCUGGCAAGAGAGGAUGUAAACGACGAUGA